This is a messenger RNA of Ananas comosus (pineapple), 717 nucleotides long. RefSeq lists its product as uncharacterized. The coding region runs from base 1 to 717 and encodes 238 amino acids. Lineage: Eukaryota; Viridiplantae; Streptophyta; Magnoliopsida; Poales; Bromeliaceae. The transcript is spliced from 3 exons. The record is from RefSeq and is a predicted model, not a curated record.
AUGGAGAGGGAGGAAGACAAUGGCUCGGCGGCGACCGGGGCUCAGCCGCCCACGGCCGGGGGCGUGCGGCUAGGGCAGGGGAGCGAGGUGAAGGUGGCUGGGGCGACUAGGCGACAUGGUUUUCUUGAUAGUAAGCCCGUUUCUACUCCUCUUUCGCCAACAUCUCGUCUUUCUUCCCAUGAAGGGCAUCUUCUUGAGGAUCCAUACACUUAUCGUCAGAUCGUUGGUGCUCUCCAGUAUCUCACUUUCACCAGGCCGGACGUUUCAUAUGCCGUCAACUCUGUUGCCCAGUAUCUUCAUGCACCUCAUGAACCACACAUGCAAGCAGUCAAAUGUAUUCUGCGUUAUAUUCGGGGGGCGCUGACUUAUGGCCUUCCUAUCUCUCACUGCGACAGUCCUUCUCUUGUGGCCUUCGCUGAUGCUGAUUGGGCUGGUUGCCCAGAUACAUGUCGCUCUACUUCUGGAUAUUGCAUUUUUCUUGGGCCAAAUCUUAUCUCCUGCACCACCUAUCUUGUGGCCAAUCCUGUUCUCCAUGCUCGCACGAAGCACAUUGAACUUGAUCAUCAAUUUUUGCAGGAAAAAGUUCAGUCUGGUGAUUUGGCCUUAAUUUAUAUCCCUUCUGACAAGCAACUUGCCGACAUUUUCACCAAGCCCCUGUCAUCCUCUCGGUUUUCGAUAUUGCGGCUCAAUCUUCACAUCCGACCACCGAAUGCUUAG